GCAGGGGCUGCCGCAGCGUCUCCGGCACGCCUCAGACGGGGUCAUACUUCGCCGGUUCGCACGUCUGGCGUCCCAUGGUGACUUCCUCCGUGUGCGAGACCCGCAGCUUUCUGUUGAUUUGCUACAUCCAACGGGUGCAGCUCCACGCAUUAGAGCUCACAUAAUGCCGUACAUGACACUACGGGAUGCAUCUGCCAUUUACCGUGAUCUAGCAGAAGAAGAAGGGGGGCCAUCGACCUCUUACCACCGCCAGAUUGUGAUCACGAACCCAGAUGUCUUGUUGGCGAAGUACACAGCAUACCGGACCAUAAUUGAGCAAGCUGAUCUGCUGGACGCUGUGAGUGAAAAGGUGGAGGCCGUUCUGACGGUCCGUCUGCAAGCACAAUUUGAAACUUGUGUUGCUGAUCAGUGGUUAGCUUUGGCUACUCUACGAGACUAUGCAUGGCGUCUGGUGCUACAUUACCUCAUUCAAGGUGACAUUCUGGAGGCGAAGAAGUACCUUGGCGCAUGCUUUCCUCACAUCUCUAAAUUGAUCGAUGAUAAUCCCACUAUAGCACAUGGCACUUAUGAGUAUCUCCUUACAUCUCUGCAGGAAUACUUUGAUGGUCAAGAACUUGAUCUGUCCAUUGAUACUAAGCAUUAUUUGGCGUCUUUAGCUUGCUUCAGGCUGAUGAAUUUGAAGGCAACGAAUUUGGGUUUUAUCAUCACUAUUGUUGAGUCCUUUGUAUCAGAUUUGGAAAGGAAAAGAGAUUACUUGAUGGAGCGACUCACGCUCCCAACAUUGAUAGGUGCUGCUUCUGCAAACUAGGGUCCGGUGAUCACCAUGUUGCACAUGAAGGGAGUCUGUCUCGGUAGUCAUAGUCCUCUUUCAUUGCUACUUCGUCCAGUUUGUCGGAAUCGAAACUGAGAUGUUAGCUCAAUGUGCCCGUAAACAGGGUGUCCGGAGGGCAAGUUGGGCAGCUUUAGGCAACAAUGCUUACACAUGCCUGAAUAUUUUCGUGAAACUUGUGAUGUUGUUGUGCACUCGUGCCCCUAGUUUCUUGUGAUGCUAUUGUCGCGGUAUUUGUUAGUUGCUCGUCUUUUGGUAACCGUUGAAUCAAACUAUACUGAAAUUUGAAUUAUGUCUGCCAUUUUGGGUUUACAUCAUUGGCAAGGAGAUAUUUUUUUUGAACUGAAGGAGAUGAGUUGGACC
Molecule: messenger RNA, 1192 nt
Organism: Lolium rigidum
Lineage: Eukaryota; Viridiplantae; Streptophyta; Magnoliopsida; Poales; Poaceae
Exons: 4
Coding region: 164-808 (214 amino acids)
Source: RefSeq, a predicted model, not a curated record